Messenger RNA from Emys orbicularis (European pond turtle), 1035 nucleotides. RefSeq names its product Ras association domain family member 6 (gene RASSF6). The record is from RefSeq and is a predicted model, not a curated record. The transcript has 10 exons. Gene Ontology annotation, biological process: signal transduction. Bases 1 to 1035 code for a protein of 344 amino acids. Lineage: Eukaryota; Metazoa; Chordata; Testudines; Emydidae.
AUGAAGAAAGUGACUAUGAAAUCGCAACAUCUACCAUCUGCUAUUUCCAUCAGUGAGGACAAGUACAUUACCAGGGAUCAACUUAACUCUUUACUGAAGACGUAUAACUAUUUUUAUGCUGAUCAAGAGAAUCUGCAACUCUCCUAUAAUCAGCCAGAAGGCAGCAAACCAGUUAUCGAAGGUAUCCUGGCUAUUUUUUGGGGAGUACGUUGUCCCAUCUGGUUAAAAAUCCAAGAUGAGAAGCAAAUUCCCCCUUUUGUGACUCUGAGGUCGCCAGAGCGUGUGGGUUUGCUCCCUAGUAAAAGGGGGAUGAUGCGCUGGGGAGAAGUUCAUAAUCUCCAUCACAUUAGUGAAGAGAUACCAAAUUCUUCAGAAGAACCCCCAAAUCAUGAGGAAGGUUGCUUCUCUUAUGAGAGCAGCACCCUGAAGCCAAGGAGGGUGCCGGAGCUCAACUCCCUGACCCCUCACAGAACCAGAACCUUGAGUGACGCUGCACAAAUGAGGAAAAGGGAAAAUUCCCCCACAAUAGCCAGAAAAGACAUGGAAACGCACCGGUUCUCCAUUAAUGGGCAUUUCUACAACUACGAGACAUCAGUUUUCACUCCAGCCUUUGGAUCAGAAACUAAAAUAAGAAUAAACAGUAACAUGAAAACAGGAGAGGUAAUAGAGCAACUGCUUCAGAAAUUUAAGAUUGAAAACAGUCCACAAGAAUUUGCACUUUAUAUCAUCCAUGCAUCAGGAGAAAAGAAAAGGCUCAAGAACACAGACACUCCACUGCUGGAGAGACUUUUACAGGGUCCCUCAGAAAAGAUUGCCCAAUUUUUUCUCAUGGACAAGAAUGCAGAAGAAGUUACCAGUGAUGUUGCUCAGUACCUUAAAUUUCACGUUCCUCUUCUGGAAUCUUUUCUGCACAAACUAGAUGAAGAAGAAGAACGGGAGAUUCAACAGACAAUUGCAAAAUACGUUAGGGAGAAGGAUGUCAUACGUCAGCACCUUGACAGUAAAACAGUAAUAAAAACGGAGACUACUGUAUAA